Molecule: messenger RNA, 3222 nt
Organism: Diorhabda sublineata
Lineage: Eukaryota; Metazoa; Arthropoda; Insecta; Coleoptera; Chrysomelidae
Product: A disintegrin and metalloproteinase with thrombospondin motifs 12-like
Exons: 18
Coding region: 1-3222 (1073 amino acids)
Biological process (GO): proteolysis; extracellular matrix organization
Cellular component (GO): extracellular matrix
Molecular function (GO): metalloendopeptidase activity
Source: RefSeq, a predicted model, not a curated record
AUGAUUACGUUUAAUUCAUUAGUGUGUUCCACGUUUGUGGUUUUAAUUAUUGCGACAUAUCCUAUUGCAUCAUUGACACCUUUAAAUGGUAGAUACACUAAAUCUAUAGAAAAUUACAAGUUGAUAGUACCUUAUGUGUCAGACUCCCAAGGGAAUUUCGUGUCUUUUAACUUACCGAAUUUUUACACGCACAAUCCUUCUAAGUCUCGUAAGAAACGAACUUCCGCAGAUUGUGAUAUGGUUCAUUACGGGCUGACGUUGAAUGGAAAAGAUCACGUUAUUGAUUUAUGGCCAAAUCACGAUUUCAUAUCUGGCGAUUUGAUUAUAGAGCAUAGAGAUCCAAAAUUGAGAACGGACAGUGAAAGAGUUAAACGAAUGGAUAGAGAAAAAUUAUGUCAUUAUACCGGAGAGAUUCGUGGGCAGAAUGGAUCGAAAGCGGCAUUGAGUACGUGUGAUGGAUUGGCUGGAUACAUAGUUCUCAAUAACAAAAGAUAUUUUAUUGAACCAAUGGCGCAGCAUCAGCCAAAUAAAGAAGGUCAUCACCUUCACGUAGUGCAUCAAAAUAGCCACCAUAUCGACAAGAAAAGUCCUCAUUGUGGUACUAGUGGAGACUGGGAAAAUGCGUGGAGAAAAAGAUUUCAAGAUAAAUAUUCAAAAAAUAAAAAUAUAGUUAAAGGUAAAAGAGGAACGGCAAGUGAACAUAGAUAUCUCGAAAUACUGAUAGUGUGUGACAAAAAAUUCAUAACACAUCAUAAGGAUAAAGAUAUGGAGAAUUAUAUAAUGACUAUAAUGAAUAUGGUGUCCGAUUUUUAUCACGAUGCUUCCAGCGGCAACCAAAUGGACGUAGUCGUAGUUCGCAUAAUGUAUCUAGAAAAAGAGGAAGAAGAAAUCGACUUGGUGAUAAACACCAACGCUGAGAAAACGUUGGAGAGCUUCUGCAAGUGGCAGGUGAAGAUAAAUCCCAAAGAUAUAAACAAUCCCAAUCAUCACGAUAUAGCUGUCUUGUUAACCAGGUAUGAUAUUUGUGCGGAUGAAGGAAAGGAUUGCGGUCUAAUGGGUCUUGCUUAUGUUGCAGCGGCUUGUACAAAAGAUGAAAAUUGCGCAAUUAAUGAAGAUGGUGGUUUAACUCUUGGAAUAGUUGUUGCUCAUGAAAUAGGACACGUAAUGGGCUGUGCUCAUGAUACUGAAGGUGAAUCAGCAUGCCCGUCUCAAGCCGGUGAUGAAUCAUAUUAUAUAAUGGCUCCGUAUGUUCAUAUGUUCACCACCAGAUGGUCAACAUGUAGUAGAGGCUUUAUGACAGCCCUGUUUGAAAAUAAUUUGGGAGAUUGUUUGAAUGAUGAACCAGAAGUGUCGAUUUAUUCUUUAAAGAAUGCCUUACCAGGAACUAUAUACGAUGCAGAAGCACAAUGUGAUAUCAUGUUUCCUGGAUCGACUAUCUGUUUAUUGGAUGAUGAAGAGUUUUGUUCGGUUUUGUAUUGCAAAACCGAACCCAAAUCUUGCGCAUCUAGAGGUGAGCCUCCCGCUGAUGGUACCAAAUGUGGAAAUAAUAAGUGGUGUUUUCACAAAAAAUGUGUUGAAAUUGGUAAGCGACCGGAAUCUAUUAACGGAGGCUGGGGCUCCUGGGGUUCAUGGUCUACAUGUUCAAGAACUUGUGGUGGUGGAGUAUCAGUAUCUGAAAGAGAUUGUGACAAUCCUGUUCCACAAUACGGUGGUCGUUAUUGCUUAGGAGAAAGAAAAAGAUAUCAAAUCUGUAAUAAAGAUCCAUGUCCAGCUGGUCAGCCGACUUUUAGAGAGAAGCAGUGCACAGAAAAAAAUAAUAAACCAUACAAAGGACAAUUAAGAACCUGGAAACCAUACCUCAAAAAAGAGGAACCAUGCGUUUUGUAUUGUUUGAAUGAAGCACGGAAAUUCGCCAAAUUGGAACCAAGGGUCAAAGAUGGGACACCAUGUAAAGCCGGAACAAAAAAUAUGUGUAUCAGUGGAGUCUGUAGGAGAGUUGGGUGUGAUUAUCAACUGGAUUCAGAUGCUGUUGAAGAUGUAUGCGGUAUUUGUAAUGGCGACGGCACGCAAUGUAAAAUUAUAGACGAAGUUUACAAAGACACCGGCGCUCGUGAUUACAAGAAAGUGGCGACGAUUCCACAAGGUAGCAGAAAUGUGAGGAUCGAAGAAUUGGCACCGUCAGUAAAUACUAUCGCCAUCACCGAUAAAUCAGAGAAACAGUUUUAUCUCAACGGAAACCAUCAAGAAUCCGAUGAUGGAGAAAAAUUAUUUGGCAAAACAGAAGGUAUCUAUACUCAUCCGGAACCUGGAAGAGAAUCUCUUAAAAUCCAUGGACCUACAACAGAGGAUUUGAUAUUAUUUGUUUGCUUCUAUGAAGAAAAAAAUGUCGGCUAUCAAUAUACUUAUGCUGAGCCAGCUUCUGAUCUUGGUUAUUCUCCGCAUUAUCAUUGGGAACUAUUGGAAUGGUCGGAUUGUGAUGUAAAAUGUGGUGGGGGUACACAAGUUUCAAAAUACGAUUGCGUAGAAGAGAGAGCAGGAAAAGUCAGCUCAAAUUUCUGUGCGGGAGAUGAAAAACCUGAGAUUUCGAUACAGAAAUGUAAUGAGCAACCAUGUAAAACCAAAUGGAAAGUUGGAAAAUGGGGACCUUGUAAAGCUUGUAAGAAUAUCUCAGGUUUACGAAAGAGAUUAGUAGAGUGUGUUCGUGAGAAUCCAAAACAAGGAGCAGAGGAUACACUAGUAGAAGAUUCAGAUUGUGAAUCACCUCGUCCAGCUUCCAGUGAAUUAUGCGAUUCAGAGAGGAAAUGUAGGACUAGAGAUGUGACUUGGGCAUCUGAGGACGCAUUAAGAGAUGUAUGGGCACAGCUUGAUAAAUUUAGAAGAAAUGGAAAGGGAAAUACUCAUCAUGAUGGUACCAAAUCCUUGAAUCGAACAAAAGAACCUAAAAUAAAAUUCAACGUGGGAGAAGUGAUUAAAGACAGAAUCCCUCAAAAAGAAAUAAAACUUCUGAAAGUUCCUUUGAAACAAUCCCAAAUUUCCACGAAUAUUUCUGAUAGUGUUUUUGAAUCUAUGGGGGACUCAAUUGGCGAUCAAUUAGAUACUGGUCACGUUGUCGUAGUGACUGGAAAAGACGCCGAGCAAGAGUUGAAGGAUUUAGGACACAAUGCUUUAGAAAAAGAUUUAUUAUCAACUACAGAAAUAGGAGCGGACGAUCCAGAACUAUGA